AUGACCAAUAAGGACGACACCAAGAGGCUUCAGGACCAGCCACUUUCUGAUUUCGGCAACAAUACGGACCAAGCGGAGAAGAUAGCAGCUAGCGGCCCUCUUGAUCUUUCACAUGCGCCAGAUGGCGGUCUCCAAGCGUGGCUGGUCGCCGCUGGAUCAGCCUGCAUAUUCUUCUCAUGCCUCGGUUUCGCCAAUUCUUUCGGCGUUCUUCAAGAAUACUACAUGACUCACCAACUUCGAGGACACUCAGAGGAUGCAAUCGCUUGGAUCGGUUCAAUUUCGACAUUCAUACAAUUCGCUGUUGGGGCUUUGAGUGGCCCCAUGUUUGAUCGUUAUGGUUCUUGGGUCCUUCGCCCAGCCGCUGUUGCGUACGUCUUUGCGACCAUGAUGACGAGUUUAUGCACCGAAUAUUGGCAUUUCAUGCUUGCUCAAGGUAUUCUCAUGGGCACUGCAAUGGCAUUCCUCCAGAUCCCCGCUUUCGCUGCCGUUUCCCAAUACUUUGACAAGAAAAGAGCUGCAGCUCUCGGAAUAGCCGUUUCAGGCUCCUCUAUCGGCGGAGUUGUCUUUCCGAUCGCAUUGUCAAAGAUGUUGAACGAUUCGUCUCUUGGUUUUGGCUGGUCCAUUCGCAUCAUGGGCUUUGUCAUGAUACCUCUCAUGUCCUUUUCAUGCAUCGCGAUCAGACCCCGUUUGCCAAGUAUAAAGACCUCGUUCUUCUUAAUUGCACCUUUCAAGGACCCUUUGUAUUUGCUUGUGAUAGGGUCACUGUUCUUUCUCUUCAUCGGCAUGUUUGCUCCGCUCUUCUUCAUCCCGACUUACGCGGUGUCACGAGGUGUCAAUCCCACGUUGGCGUCAUAUCUACUCGCCAUUACGAACGCUGCGUCAACUUUUGGUCGUAUCUUUCCGGGAGUACUCGCAGAUAAGUACGGUAGACUCAACAUUUACGCUCUGGGAGGAUUAUGCACCGGGGUAGUGAUUCUCUGCAUGAACGAAGCAAAGACCACAGCAGCCUUGGUGGUUUAUGCUCUGGUGUUUGGCUUUUGUUCUGGAACAAUCAUCUCCGGCGUGUCAGCAGCCUUCACACUCGUGUCAAAGGAUCCGCGAAACAAUGGGACUUAUAUGGGAAUGGGGCUGGCCGUUAGCUCUUUUGCAGCUUUAAUCGGUCCGCCUGUGAAUGGUGUUCUUGUGAGCAAGUAUGGCGGAUUCUUUCAGGUUUCUGUUUUCAGUGGUGUGAUGUGCUUGUUUGGUGGAUGUCUUGCUACUGUGGCCAAGAGGUGGACAGAGAAGGGGAUAUUUGGCCGGAUCUGA
Messenger RNA from Fusarium oxysporum Fo47, 1305 nucleotides. Its product is annotated as major facilitator superfamily domain-containing protein. Gene Ontology annotation, molecular function: transmembrane transporter activity. The coding region runs from base 1 to 1305 and encodes 434 amino acids. The transcript has 2 exons. Gene Ontology annotation, biological process: transmembrane transport. NCBI's taxonomy places the organism in Eukaryota, Fungi, Ascomycota, Sordariomycetes, Hypocreales, Nectriaceae. The record is from RefSeq and is a predicted model, not a curated record. Gene Ontology annotation, cellular component: fungal-type vacuole membrane.